Messenger RNA from Cladophialophora psammophila CBS 110553, 963 nucleotides. RefSeq lists its product as uncharacterized. The record is from RefSeq and is a predicted model, not a curated record. The transcript has 2 exons. The annotation marks the transcript as partial. NCBI's taxonomy places the organism in Eukaryota, Fungi, Ascomycota, Eurotiomycetes, Chaetothyriales, Herpotrichiellaceae.
ACUACGGCAUCCCCCGAGUCUAUGGCCCUCGUCAAAGAUUGGAUCCAGGCGUGCCACAGUCUUCAUAAAGCUUGCACUGAGUUCUCCUCCAGUGUUGGCGGGCACGCUCCAACAAAUUUUCGGCUUGCGAGAUUGAUCGAUGUGUCGAGUAAACCGGCCCGUCUUCAAGCCCGGGGUGACUUGUCCUCUCUCGACCCUCGGUAUCUACCAUUGAGUCACUGCUGGGGUGAAGUUCCCAGAGUGCGAUUGCUGAAAGAAAAUCUUGUCAAAAUGCAGGAUGCUAUACCGGAAGAAGGCCUGUCUCUGAAUAUCCGUCAGGCAUUCAAAAUCACACGAAAUCUAGGAUACAGAUUCAUCUGGAUUGACUCGCUCUGCAUAAUUCAAGACUCUAGGGAUGAUUGGCUGGCUGAAUCGCCCAAAAUGACCGAUGUCUACGGCCGGUCAGAUUGCACGAUAGCAGCUGUGGGAGCACACGGUGAUGUCUCCUGCUUUGUUGAAAGAUGUUCGAUGGCUAGACGACCUUGUAAGCUCUUCGAGGAGAUUUACGCCCAUGGCUAUUUUGCUCGACUCGAGGAAGUAUUCAAAGACACGAAAACGCUCGUAGGGCUUGGGACGGUUCCCCUCCUGAGACGAGCCUGGGUGGUCCUAGAAAGACUAUUGUCUCCACGAAUCAUCUAUUUUGGUCUACAAGGCUUAGUUUGGCAAUGUUGCUCCAAGAAUGCUUCAGAGUUCUGGUUAGACCUCAAGUCGAGAGAUGCCCAGCCGGAAAGCGACUCCCUCUAUUCGAUAAAAAUUCAAUUCGCCACUGCGCUACGCUCUACCUCUCGACCCAGAGUGGGAGAAGAGAUCAACAAAAGCUGGAACUCUGUGGUUGACGCCUACACAAAUGCUAAUUUGACCUUCAAAUGCGAUCACUCCGUUGCCCUUGCAGGUAUAGCAUCGUUGGUUCAGCGUCGGACGGGC